GACGUGGUGGCUUUAGUCACAGGAUGGAGACGACGAUCCCACAGGUCUUUUCCAACCUAAUCGGUUCUGCGAUUUUAAGCCCAUAGAACGAUCUUAAGCGAAAAAUCUGCAUUUAUUUGGCAGGGAGAGAAGCGGUUCCCGGGGCGAUUCCCGGGGCGGCUCCCGAGCCCUCACGGCCUCAGCCCGCGCGGCCGUUGGGCCGGGCCCUCAGCGCGCGCGUGCCGCGCGCUCCCGCCCGCCCGUGAGGCGGGGCCGCCGCAGCGCCCAAAUACCGCGGCUGCCGGCCGAGCGCUGCAGUCACGAUCCCGGUGCUGCAAAGUCAAGCCCAGAAGAAAGGUCACCCUGACCUGUUUCAGAGCCCCUUCAGGUCCCAAAGAACAGGACAGAGAACUCUCUCCAGCCAGAACACUCCUUAGGGUAGAAGACGAGGAUUUCUGGUCUGAAGCAGAGGGUGACCCAAGCUGCUGUGUCUCUGAAUCCAUCAUGGAACAGAUCAAUGGAUCUCUUCAGAUGGAGCAUGCCCUGCUGUUCUCCUUCCUGGAUGCAUCCUCUGACUGUCAUUUCAAAGACCAGCUGCAUUCCCUGCACAGCCCACAGAUCGUGUUGUGCCAAGGAAGCGAUGAUGACGAGCUUCAGACCGAUGGCAAUCGGAGUGGCCACUUCCAGAAUGGUGAGCUAGAGUUGCCACCAACAAAUGAAGAAGUUAUCCGGAUCAUUGCUGCUCAGCUCGCUGAGAUUGGAGACCAGUUUGAUAAAGAAAUCCAAGCAAGAGUAGCAAGGGACCUAGCGCAGCACUUUGUGAAUGAGAGACUGUCUAGAGAGGAGAUAACCCUGCACCUGUCCAGGGCAGUGAAUGAGCUUUUAACAUCCAUCCCCUCAGACAUGGCACAGGAGAAGGCCAUGUUGGUGCUAGCAAUGGUCUUAACUAAGAAAAUUGUGAACACACUGCCCUCCCUUCUACACCGUGUCUAUGAUGCCACUGUGAACUACAUGAACCAGCAGUUCCACGACUACAUUAUUGAAAUGCUGGGUGAGUGAGCUCCCCAGCCCUGUGUGGAGCAUGUGGACUCCUGAAGACUUUCCUUGAUGGAUGAAGAUUACUUGAUUUACUCUAGCCUUCUGAGAUACACCUGUGAAAGGGAUGGUGGAGCUUCAUAGAUAGGCUUUUGUAGACUAGCACAGCAGUAAUAGUAGUGUGAGCUGCCUGCCAGCUCUGCCAGUACCUGUAGGGAGUAGUGCUUGCCUCUCUCCUUUUAUAAUUUUUAUUUUAGCAGCAGCCACCUUUGUGCCUCCACAGGCCCAGUGGGCACAGGGCCUACCCUCUGUGGUUUUUUUUAAGCCACUGUAACAUUCUGCUUUAGUUAUUCUCUUCCCAGCCCUGCUCCUGCAGCUGAGCCGUGCUGAAUGUUUUUCCCAGGAAGGCCUCAGGCUAUGGAAGGGGUGGUUCAUCAGCAGAAUAAUCAGGGAUGGGUGGGAAUCAGGUCUAGAUGAGAAGCUGGCAAGAGGGAACAGAGCCCUCAGUGAUAGAGGGGGCUGUGGCCAGAGAAGGUUGACAUGAAAAUACUUCAGUAUCAAUCACCAUACACUCGAGUUUGCUUGAAAAAUAAAACUGAGGGAAAAACUGUAAAGAAAAGGACUGGGUAGGCACAAGGCAAGUCUUUUGGGAAUGCAACCUGGAUAUACUUAAGGAAAAGUAGCAUUAUCUUUAGUUACAUCUCAGGUCGAACAAACUUGGUCUCAGGUUGUUUGAUAUAUAAUCACACAAGGUGGCACAUGUGUCACCCGUGAUCCAGCUCCCUCAGGACUUUUAUUAGUAUGUAAAUAUUUUGUGGGGUUUUUUAACUUAAAUAAAAAUUCCAUUUCUCAUGGCUA
This is a messenger RNA of Oenanthe melanoleuca, 1872 nucleotides long. RefSeq names its product BH3 interacting domain death agonist (gene BID). The transcript has 7 exons. Gene Ontology annotation, cellular component: cytosol; mitochondrion; cytoplasm. The record is from RefSeq and is a predicted model, not a curated record. Bases 484 to 1038 code for a protein of 184 amino acids. Gene Ontology annotation, biological process: positive regulation of extrinsic apoptotic signaling pathway; apoptotic mitochondrial changes; positive regulation of release of cytochrome c from mitochondria. Lineage: Eukaryota; Metazoa; Chordata; Aves; Passeriformes; Muscicapidae.